This is a messenger RNA of Drosophila erecta, 989 nucleotides long. RefSeq lists its product as uncharacterized. NCBI's taxonomy places the organism in Eukaryota, Metazoa, Arthropoda, Insecta, Diptera, Drosophilidae. The transcript has 3 exons. The coding region runs from base 242 to 481 and encodes 79 amino acids. The record is from RefSeq and is a predicted model, not a curated record.
UACCAUCGCAGAUAUUCGAAGUGCCAGCUCUAGUCUCGCAUCCCUUUCGCUCUCGCCCGCUGCUCACAUGCGUUCUAGAUCGUUUAAUUUUCUUGGUUUUCAUUUGCUCGCCAAAUUUUAGCAACGUUGCUGGUUUAAUCGGCUGCACCUGCAAUCGCAAGUAAUCAGAGAGCGCCAAGCACCGAGUUCUCAUUGCCAAACGAAACGUCCCGAUUCGCUCGAUUUGGAACUGGAGCGGACCAUGAAAACAAGCAAUCUCGGCCUGUACGCUUUCCGUUUAACCUUCGGUCAGGCGCCGCCGCUGUCCGCACAGGCCACUACGCACUGCAGCCAUGGCUUCACCACCAGCUCGUCGUCGCCUAACCGUGUGGUGACCCGCUCAGCCACCAUGCUGGCGCUUUUCGGCAUUGCGCUGUCCUCGUUCAGCCUUAAGCAACUGCUGGCCAAGAAGCAGAAGCACCAGGGCCUGCGCAAGCUCUAGGAUGGAGCUAUAGUCAAAAAGGUCACAGCGGAGAUCAUAGCGAUGCCAACGCCAACGGCAGAAGCGGCGAUGAGGAGCCAGAGCGCCAUGUCCUGAGGUCACAUAUUCGAUUAUUUCAUUAUCCGCCAUCAUCGUGUAUAUUUUCCUAAGUUAAGUCACCACCUCACCAUAGAACCAAUCGGAACUCGGACAUGGAGGAUUGUUUUGUAAUAUUCUCGAUAAAUUUAGCGGAUGAGAGGAUAUGUGCGUAUAGUUAGAUAUAUUUUCUUGUUUACACAUGCACACCAUGCAUCGCCAACUGAAAGGAAUAAAUUUGUGAUAAAUCGUGUAUGAGAAAAACCCAUCAGCAGACAAACUGAACGAAGAAACGAUAGAGAAGAUUCGCUAAGCUUUCGGAAAUCCCAAAUUUUCCUAUACUCUUUUGUUGCUCGUUUUAGUUAUAUAUAUUUUAUGUGUAAACAAGUCUUAUAUACGUAUAUUUAUUUAAUUAUUUGCAAACCAGAGAAAC